Molecule: messenger RNA, 281 nt
Organism: Staurois parvus
Lineage: Eukaryota; Metazoa; Chordata; Amphibia; Anura; Ranidae
Source: the annotation of a GenBank genome assembly
UUGUGGUAGUAGCAGGGGCGGACUGACCAUAUGGAAACUCGGGCACUGCCUGAGGGCCCGAGGUCAGUAGGGGGCCCCAUGAGAUGCCCUUGCUACCUUUUGCAUAGGCUUUUUUUGAGUUUGGGCAAGGACACAGGGGCCCCAUGAUCCCCUAUUUCCCGGGGACCCCAUGAGUUGUCAGUCCACCCCUGGGUAUGCCUCCUCAUCAGUGCCUCCUCAUCAGUGCCGCCUAUCAGUGCCGCCUAUCAGUGCCGCCUCAUCAGUGUCUCCUCAUCAGUGCC